Messenger RNA from Echinococcus granulosus, 231 nucleotides. RefSeq lists its product as hypothetical. The transcript has 2 exons. The record is from RefSeq and is a predicted model, not a curated record. Lineage: Eukaryota; Metazoa; Platyhelminthes; Cestoda; Cyclophyllidea; Taeniidae. The coding region runs from base 1 to 231 and encodes 76 amino acids.
AUGGAUAGAAUCGACCAUGCUGUCUAUGUCCGUCUAGCCACCUUGGUUGACGAGGUCAUCUCCUUCGCUGUAGGUUUGCAAGAGGAUGCAACGAACCUCUCAGCAGCCGCAGAGGCUCACGGUGACUUAGGUGUCUUUAUGAACUCGCAUCUGAAAAACUCGUCUACAAGACGGUUCACAUCUUUUAGCGAAGGAGCUAGGACGCGUCUGAGAGCCGCCAGAUCUGUCUAG